Molecule: messenger RNA, 345 nt
Organism: Histoplasma capsulatum G186AR
Lineage: Eukaryota; Fungi; Ascomycota; Eurotiomycetes; Onygenales; Ajellomycetaceae
Exons: 1
Coding region: 1-345 (114 amino acids)
Source: RefSeq, a predicted model, not a curated record
AUGUCGCAGAUUGAAGUUUGCUAUACCUCUCUUCCCCGGAUCCCUCCAUUCCGAAUAGAUGUAAACCCGACCCGAAAUGAUACUGCCAGUGGAGGACAUCGUCCAGGAGAGAAGCCAGGACCAAUAAUCCUAACAGGUUCCCAGACAAACAAUUCCUGCGAUGUAGCGGCUUUCCACAAAAAAUCAAUACCCGGUCACCCGAUUGUGUUCUUUAUGCCGGAAGACGGUAGUAUCAAUGAACAGGAUGGGGCCAUAAGAGAUGGUCCCGAAAACGGCGUCCUUUUCCGCAAUGGACCUUCUGUGGGCUUUUGGCCACGGCUGGCAAAGACGGCUCUUGAACAAUAG